AUGUCCAAACCGCUCAGUGUCUACUAUCCAACCCAUGAUUACAGGUUACCAGACCUAGAUCUGCUGUCGCUGAUCAUUGAAUCCUCUGAAGCGCUAUCCGACGAAGACAUGAUUUUGCGUGCGGAGGCCGAUAUUCCAGAUAAUUCGGUAAACAAGGCCCAGGCACGCAAACACAUCAAGCAAAUUGCCUACCAGCUACGCCACUGCUAUGAGGACGCCCAUCUCUUUCUCUUCCUUCUGAUUGUGCUCCCUUCAGCGCAGAACGGCGCUCUUGGAUGCGCUGUUGGGAUGAGCCUGUCACAUUGCUUCCCACUGUCCGACCGCUGGAGAAGCAUGGGUAACUUGCGGCGAGAACGACUGGAGCAAAGAUUUGCCGCGGUACCCAUGCUUAAUCUAAGUCCUAUCGGGCCAGCGGCCACCCCGUCACCGCUUACGUUUGACCUUGUAAUGGAAGGCCAGCCAUCGUCACGACACAGCCGCCUUCUCAACCUUCCGGUGGAAAUACUCUCAGCUAUCCUCGGUUAUAUGGAGGGAGACAAGGCGGUAUUGGUUGUCCUGGCGAAAAUCAAUUCAGAUUGUCGUCGGUUAGCACGAUCUUGCCAGUUUCACAGCGUUGUUUUCGACUUAACAGUCGGCAGGCCUCCUCUAUCCUCCGCGAAGCGAAUGAGCGGCUUUGAUCAGCCAAUCACCUAA
Messenger RNA from Talaromyces proteolyticus, 693 nucleotides. RefSeq lists its product as uncharacterized. NCBI's taxonomy places the organism in Eukaryota, Fungi, Ascomycota, Eurotiomycetes, Eurotiales, Trichocomaceae. The record is from RefSeq and is a predicted model, not a curated record. The transcript is spliced from 5 exons. The coding region runs from base 1 to 693 and encodes 230 amino acids.